AAACGCGACAAUUCUACCGAUACAGUAACAGCAACCGUGGACGCUCAAAACAAGGACGCAUUUGAAGAACUCUUCAUUAUCAACAGAGCGCGAUACUUCCGACAUUAUUUUGCGCACGAAAAACUCUCCAGAGGAGUAAGCGACAGAUUUAUCACAUUCCUGCAGACAGUCUAUUCGUUAAAGCCAGUUUUCGCUCAAUCUGCAGCGGACGCGUUUGAGGAAUUCGUACAAGAAAGAACCAGAGAAAAUCUCAUUAAAUUCCUCCGGCAAAUCGCCUUUAGAGUUCUACCCUACGCUGAUAUUGGAAGUUACCCUCCGGAUUUAUUACUUCAAGAUUAUUCUGACGAAGUUGCAAGAUACAUUCAAGAAUUACCUAAUAAGGCAAGCUCUUCUAACAACCAAUCACGAUCAAGCCCGGAAACAAAAGCUGCCUCAAGUACU
Messenger RNA from Paraglomus occultum, 441 nucleotides. The record is from the annotation of a GenBank genome assembly. Lineage: Eukaryota; Fungi; Glomeromycota; Glomeromycetes; Paraglomerales; Paraglomeraceae.